This is a messenger RNA of Lampris incognitus (smalleye Pacific opah), 2118 nucleotides long. It is a transcript of the gene bet1l, whose product is annotated as Bet1 golgi vesicular membrane trafficking protein-like. Gene Ontology annotation, molecular function: SNAP receptor activity. The transcript has 4 exons. Lineage: Eukaryota; Metazoa; Chordata; Actinopteri; Lampriformes; Lampridae. The record is from RefSeq and is a predicted model, not a curated record. Gene Ontology annotation, cellular component: Golgi trans cisterna; SNARE complex. Bases 190 to 480 code for a protein of 96 amino acids. Gene Ontology annotation, biological process: regulation of retrograde vesicle-mediated transport, Golgi to ER; retrograde transport, endosome to Golgi.
UCUUAUGUGGACAAAAAAGGACACAGCUAAACUAUCGACAUGGACUUUAGCACGACUAGAGAACUAAUAUUCAUAUUUAGCUAGCUAGCUAGCUGAGCUUCUGUAGUAGUACAUGGGGCUUUGUCGGCUGGGACACAAGUUGCUGGUGCAUAUACCCAAAACUUUUUAUGAAAUGGCGCUGUUGACGAUAUGUUGGAUGUCGAAAACAAGCGUUUGGCUGAAAACCUCGCAGGCAAAGUCUCCAGACUAAAAUCGCUUGCUUAUGAUAUUGACAAGGAAGCAGAGGAACAGAAUAUGUAUCUGGAUGGCAUGGAUUCUAAUUUCCUGAGUGCCACUGGGCUGUUGACUGGCAGCGUAAAGAGAUUCUCCACCAUGGUACGAUCCAGCCGGGAUAACCGCAAGAUCAUGUGCUACGUUUCAAUUGGACUUGUACUGGUGUUCUUCUUGCUGUACUACUUGGUCUCUAGGAUCCAGAGCUGAGCUUGAUAAGGACACAAGGCCUGACUGAUUUCACUACUUUGUUACAGGGUUUUUCCAUAUUUCAGGAAAAGUCUGGAAAAAGAAUCAAACAAGCUGAAUUUAAAAGUUCAUGCGUAAUAUAGAUAUUAUACAGCCCUACAUCAUAUUAAUCUCUAGAAAAAAACUUCAAAAUCCCAUCAGGAAACUAAGGUCUGUAAAAUUAUACAAUUGGGAAAUGGAUAACAUGGAUGAGCCCUUGUGCUCCCUAUUUCAGUUGGGUUUUUUUUUUUGUUUUUUUUUCCUUAAUGCUGACAUGAUUUAGGUUUAAGUUUCAGGAGGCUAGGAAUAGUCUUAGCAAAAGUUUUAUCUCAUGCCAUGUGGGCGCACAUCCAGAAAUGCAACUUACAUCUCAGUUUUAUGAGAGAAAAAAAUCCAUGCACAUAUUUAUUAGAACUAUCAAAGUAACAACAUUUGUAAAUAUGGUGUGGAAGGCAUAAAGAGUGAAUGUACAUAUGUAAAAUUUAGAUAUGUAUGAGUAUAAUCAGUGCAAACUAACAAUUUUUCCUAAAGGUUUAUAGUUUGUAAGCAAAAAGUUAAUAAAUUACAAUAGAUAUGGAAACUAGUUGAAAGGUGGUAUUAUAAACUGUUUGCUUGGGUGGUAUUAACUAGACUUUUUGUAAACGAAAGUAACAUGAGAUUAGAAGAUAUAACUCGUGCUUUUGUAACCGAGACUAAGUCAACUGUUGUGUGCGAGUCAGACUACAUGCCAAGUCUCUGAAAUCAAUUUAUUUUUAUGAUGACUUCACUGAUUAAAAGUGGGCUUGUCACAAAUUAGUUAGCACGGUCACCUCACAGCAAGAAGGUCCUGGUUUUGAGCCCCGGGGUAGUCCAACCUUGGGGGUUGUCCCGGGUCGUCCUCUGAUUGGAGUUUGCAUGUUCUACCCAUGUCUGUGGGUUUCAUCCAGGUGCUCCAGUUUCCUCCCACAGUCUAAAGACAUAUAGGUCAGGUGAAUUGGCCCUACUAAAUUAUCCCUAGGUGUGAAUGUGUGUGUCAGUCCUGUGAUGGCCUGGCAUCCUAUCCAUGGUGUCUCCCCGCUCACCGCCGAAUGACUGCUGGGAUAGGCUCCAGCAUCCCCGCCACCCUGAGUAAGGAUAAGCGGUUUGGAUAAUGGAUGGUAAGGACAAAAGGUACUUGUGAAGCCCAGUAAUCUCCUGUCAAGUGAGGGGCGUUAAGUUCGUGCAAUUCUCCAUCUUUAACAGAGAACUAUAUAAAGUAAUCCCUCUCCAAAAGGAACCAAGCAACUAGACAUGCUUUUUUUUAUUGAAGGGUUUAUGGCUUUGUUACAUUGAUGUAUACCUGUUUUCUGUUGAUGUUCUGGGACACCACAGUGAAAACAACUUUUUCUUUUUCACCUGUGUUUUAUGUCUUUUUUGUGAUUUUUUUUUUCUUCCUUGUUAUUUAAAUACCUUUCAACUCUGGUCUCCAUCUUGACACCUGAACCACUAAUUUAGCUGUGUUUGACAGGGGUAAGUGGAAAAACUCCAGGAGGCUGGAGAGCUAGCUUUGCCUUCACAUCAUUCCUUUGUUUAAAGCUUAUCAGGAGAUGAUACCUGUUGGUGUAAUAAAUCUAUAAUAAAUUGUACAGUUGACCUGAGAUU